Molecule: messenger RNA, 1253 nt
Organism: Trifolium pratense (red clover)
Lineage: Eukaryota; Viridiplantae; Streptophyta; Magnoliopsida; Fabales; Fabaceae
Product: cytokinin riboside 5'-monophosphate phosphoribohydrolase LOG3
Exons: 7
Coding region: 289-951 (220 amino acids)
Biological process (GO): cytokinin biosynthetic process
Cellular component (GO): cytosol; nucleus
Molecular function (GO): hydrolase activity, hydrolyzing N-glycosyl compounds
Source: RefSeq, a predicted model, not a curated record
AGCGGUGAAGCAAUAAACCAAGCAAUAGCAUUUCAUUUCAAUUUCAACAACUGAGUUAGUGAGUAAAGUGUGUAGUUAGUUACUUAAUCAUUCAUUUUCAUUUUCAUUUUCUUUUCCAUAUAUUUAUGCAUUUUCAUUUUCCCAUAUAUAUAUAUAUAUAUAUAUAUAUAAAACAUAAGCUCAAACAUUGCAUCAUCCAUCAUCACAUAAGCAUAGUCACAUAGUGUGUGUGUGUGUGUUUGUGAGUGAGUACAAACUAGUAAAGUUGCAAGAAAGAAACAAAUACAAAUGGAGACAAAUGGUGAGAUAAGAGUAUCAUCAAAGUUCAAGAGGGUUUGUGUGUUUUGUGGGAGUAGUCCUGGCAAAAAAAGUAGCUAUCAAGAUGCUGCCAUUCAACUUGGAAACGAAUUGGUGUCAAGAAAUAUUGAUCUAGUGUAUGGAGGAGGAAGCAUUGGUCUAAUGGGUUUGGUAUCACAAGCUGUUCAUGAUGGUGGAAGACAUGUCAUAGGAGUUAUUCCCAAGACACUCAUGCCUAGAGAGCUAACUGGUGAAACGGUAGGAGAAGUAAAAGCUGUAGCAGAUAUGCAUCAAAGGAAGGCAGAGAUGGCUAAGCAUUCAGAUGCUUUUAUUGCCUUACCAGGUGGUUAUGGGACUCUAGAGGAGCUUCUUGAAGUCAUAACAUGGGCUCAACUCGGGAUUCAUGACAAACCGGUGGGAUUAGUAAAUGUUGAUGGAUACUUUAAUUCAUUACUGUCAUUCAUUGACAAAGCUGUCGAAGAAGGAUUUAUUAGUCCAAAUGCGCGCCACAUAAUUGUAUCAGCACCUACAUCAAAAGAGUUAGUGAAGAAAUUGGAGGAUUAUGUUCCAUGUCACGAAGGCGUUGCUUCGAAGUUGAGCUGGCAGAUGGAAAAACAACUUGCUUAUCCUGAAGAGUAUAACAUCUCAAGGUAGCUGAGAGUAGUUUACUUGAUGUGCAAGGAAGAUGAAACUAUAUAGAAUUUUCGAGGUGGAAAAAAGCUACUGUGGAAUAUCCCUAUUCUGUUUUUUCUUUAUUCCUCCUGAAGAAAAGAAAUUUCUUCUGUAAAGUACUGUGAUUGACCUGAAGAAAAUGUGAAAUUACUAUGUACCUCUCUUUUGAAACUACUGAUUUCCCUUCUAAGUUGUAAGUAGUACUAGGGGCUUCUGAACUUAUUAGUCAAUGACAACUAAUUUUACCCCUUUAAUUAAUUAAUCUAUUUCUUAUUAUGCUUUUA